This is a messenger RNA of Angiostrongylus costaricensis, 936 nucleotides long. Lineage: Eukaryota; Metazoa; Nematoda; Chromadorea; Rhabditida; Metastrongylidae. The record is from the annotation of a GenBank genome assembly.
AUGACUGACGAACAGUUUGACGAAUACCGUGAAAAAAUUUGUGAAGGUGUUCGCAAACUCAUGGAAGGAAUUACACUUGCGGACGAUUGUUGUUUGCGCGAAAGUUCACCAUUCAAGCUGGAAACCUUGUUAAGCGGUGCACUAGAGGCGAACUAUGACUAUCAGUAUAAUUUGGGUCCAGAAAUUUACAGUCGGAAGGUAUUCGUUGGUGGUUUGCCGAUUGGUAUUAAGGAAGGUAAACUUAUUGAAAUAUUCACUCGCUUCGGUCCAUUGAUGGUGGACUGGCCAAGAAAAAACGGAAAGACAAGGUGGCACAAACCGAAAGGUUGCGCGUUCCUUAUCUUUAACCUCGAGAUGUCAGUGCGAAAAUUAGUUGAGAGCUGCAGAAGCGAAGGCGAGAAACUGUUUUUCCUCAUCCACUCACCAGCUGACAGGGAGAUGGUGAAAGUUCAAAUUCGUCCCUGGCGGCUGGAGGAUUCCGACUAUUCGGUCGAUGUAAACGUACCGAUCAAUCUCCAUCUUGUAGUUUUUGUUGGAGGAAUGCCGAUACCAUUCCGUGCAGUGGACUUGGCACACACCAUGGAUCGUCUGUUUGGAAAUGUGGCGUGUGCUGGCAUCGAUACGGAUUUCAAAUAUAAAUAUCCAAGAGGUGCUGGACGAGUGGCGUUCACCGACUACAGCUCCUAUAUUAAAGCAAUUAGAGAGCAAUACGUUCAGCUUAAUCAUGGUGAAAUCGAGAAAAGUGUAGAAAUAAAGCCAUACGUAUUGGAUGACCAAUUAUGUGAAGAAUGCGUUGACAAAAAAAAUGGCGGAAAGCAUGCUCCAUUCUUUUGUCCUCAUGUGGACUGUCUACAGUACUACUGUGAAUCCUGCUGGACGUUGAUGCACAGCACUCCAUUGCGAAAACACCAUGAGCCUCUCAUUAAAGAGGCAUAA